AUGCUCCCAAUUCCCACACCCCUAAAUAGUGGUAUUAUAUCUGCUGGUGUAGCUGUUGGAGGUAUGGAAGGGGGGAAGGAGUUACCUAUUAAUGUGCAGGCUGGGGUAAACACAGGGAGGGGGGAUAUGAAUGUUUCUAAAAACAUGGAUGACACUAUUUCUGUUACUAAACAAACUGGUUCUCAAAUUGAUCUUGAUACUGAAGGAUUUAAUAAUAAAUCUGGAAGUAGGAUGAGUAAAAAGAAAAGAGAUAAUAUUAAAAAGAAACAACAGAAUUUAAGUGAAAUAGAAAAAAAUAAGAAUAUUGCUCAUGAUGAUUAUGAGGCUAUUAAUUCUGAGGAUGAGUGGGAUCCUGAUAAUCAGUCUAUGUAUGAUUCUGAGGAUGAUGAGCCUGGUAUUGAUAAUCCUCAGGGUACAGACUUAGUUCCAAAAAGCCAGAAUGUUUGGUCUCAAGAACUUCAAGAUAUAACUGAGAAGAGUAUUAACACCAAAAGCUCUCUAGAAAGAAUUCAAACUUUGAGGAAGCUUCAUCAUCUUUCUUUGAUAGUUAUUCUGGAGCCUUUUGCAAAUAAUAACCAGCUUAACAUUGUGAGGAUGCAAUUGCAAAUGGAUCAUGCAAUUAGCAAUUCUAAUGGUAAAAUUUGGUUGUUGUGGUCUAAGGAGCUUACUGUCAAAAUUCUUGAAAUCCAUGAUCAACAUAUUACAGGGGAAUUUGAAUUGGCACAUCUUCAUGAGAAAUUUUUGAUGUCCUGUAUUUAUGCUGAAUGUAAAGAACAUUUGAGGAGACCUUUGUGGGAUAGAUUAAUGUAUUUUUCUAAUUUGGAUAUGCCUUGGUGUACUAUUGGUGACUUUAAUGUCAUCACUUCUAUAGAGGAGAAGAUAGGGGGUAUUCCUUAUAACAUUAAUAAGAGCUUUGCAUUUAUUAGUGUUAUAGAGGCUUGUGGAUUAACUGACUUAGGUUACAAUGGGAUUCCUUUUACUUGGUGUAAUCAAAAGGAUGCUAAUGCAAGGGUGUGGAAGAGGCUGGAUAGAGCUAUCGUUAAUGAUAAAUGGCUUGAAAACAUGCCUCAAACUACUAUUGAACAUUUAUCUGCUGUGGGUUCUGAUCAUAGUCCACUUUUGAUGGAAAUUGUUAAGAAAGAAGAUAAGCAUAUCAAAUAUUUUAAUUUCUUAAACUGUUGGGUAGAUAAUCCAUGUUUUAUGGAUACUGUCCAAAAAUGUUGGGAGCUUAAGGUUAAUGGCAAUCCUUUUUGGCAAUUACACCAAAAAUUGAAGAGGCUGAGUUCUUCUCUUAGUGUUUGGUCAAAGAAUGAAUAUGAGGAUAUUUUUGCUAAAGUCAGAGUAUUUGAGGAUCUUAUUAAGAAGGCAGAGGAGGAAUUUCUUAUUCAUAAAACUGAUAUCAAUAGGCAGGAUUUACAGAGAUUAAUGCUGAGCGAUGAUCAGAUUGCAAAAGCUGCUUGUGAAUAUUAUCACAAUAUAUUUACUGGUCAGACUAGUAGAGUGGUUGAAUGGAAUUUUCAUCAUAUUCCUAAGUUAAUUACUUCUGAGCAAAAUCAAAUGCUUCAUGAUAUGCCUACUAUGGAUGAGUUAAAACAGGUUAUUUUUGCCAUGAAUCCCAAUUCAGCUCCUGGUCCUGAUGGUAUUGGGGGGAAAUUUUAUCAAGCUUGUUGGAAUAUCAUUAAAAAUGAUUUAUUAGCUGCAGUCCAAUAUUUCUUUUGUGGUCAUGUUAUGCCUAAAUAUAUGUCUCAUGCUUGCUUGGUUUUAAUUCCUAAAAUUGUUCAGCCUAAUAGAUUCACUGAUCUUAGACCUAUUAGUUUAAGCAAUUUUACUAAUAAAAUUAUCUCUAAGCUUUUAAGCAUGAGACUGGCAAAGAUCCUUCCUUCUUUAAUCUCUGAUAAUCAAUUAGGUUUUGUAAAAGGAAGAUGUAUUACUGAGAAUAUUAUGCUUGCACAGGAAAUCAUUCAUGAAAUUAAGAAACCUCAGUUAGGUAAUAAUGCUGCUAUUAAAUUGGAUAUGACAAGGCUUAUGAUAGAGUGUCUUGGUCAUAUACCUGUAUAG
Solanum pennellii is the source of this 2058-nucleotide messenger RNA. RefSeq lists its product as uncharacterized. NCBI's taxonomy places the organism in Eukaryota, Viridiplantae, Streptophyta, Magnoliopsida, Solanales, Solanaceae. The record is from RefSeq and is a predicted model, not a curated record. The coding region runs from base 1 to 2058 and encodes 685 amino acids. The transcript has 3 exons.